GCAGGCGUCCUCUCGUCCUCCCAUCCCCCGCACCCCUUCCACACCGCCGCAGCUUCUCUCCCUCCGCGGCGUCGGCGGCGUGAGCCACUGCGCGCGGGGCGAGUCUGCUAGAGGGCGUGAGCCGUGGUGCUGCCUGCAGCCUGCAGCCUCCGGCCGGCCGGCGAGCCAGUGCGCGUGCGCGGCUUCUGCAGCGACCAGGGAGCGGACGGGCGGGCGAGCGAGCGAGUUGUGUGGGGCGCUAGGCGAGGUCAAGCCGCGAGCGACAUGGGGGACCGGGAACAGCUGCUGCAGCGGGCGCGGCUGGCCGAGCAGGCGGAGCGCUACGACGACAUGGCCUCCGCCAUGAAGGCGGUGAGCGCGCCGGGAGCCUGGGUGACAGAGCUGAAUGAACCUCUUUCCAAUGAAGAUCGAAAUCUCCUCUCUGUGGCCUACAAGAAUGUGGUUGGUGCCAGGCGAUCCUCCUGGAGGGUCAUUAGCAGUAUUGAGCAGAAAACCAUGGCUGAUGGAAAUGAAAAGAAAUUGGAGAAAGUUAAAGCUUACCGGGAGAAGAUUGAAAAGGAGCUGGAGACAGUUUGCAAUGAUGUCCUGGCUCUGCUCGACAAGUUCCUCAUCAAGAACUGCAAUGAUUUCCAGUAUGAAAGCAAGGUGUUCUAUCUGAAAAUGAAAGGUGAUUACUACCGCUACUUAGCAGAAGUAGCUUCUGGAGAGAAGAAAAAUAGUGUGGUUGAAGCAUCUGAGGCAGCCUACAAGGAAGCUUUUGAAAUCAGUAAAGAGCACAUGCAGCCAACACAUCCCAUCCGGCUGGGCCUGGCCCUCAAUUUCUCUGUGUUCUACUAUGAGAUCCAGAAUGCACCUGAGCAGGCUUGCCUGUUAGCCAAACAAGCCUUUGAUGAUGCCAUAGCUGAGCUGGACACAUUAAAUGAGGAUUCCUAUAAGGACUCCACACUCAUCAUGCAGUUGCUGCGAGACAACCUUACCCUCUGGACAAGUGACCAGCAGGAUGAAGAAGCAGGAGAAGGCAAUUGAAGAUCUUUUGGGUCCCCAGCCCAUCCUUCACCCUCCACCCCCAUCAUCACCAAUUCUUCCUUGCCACAAUCACUAAAUAUCUAGUGCUAAACCUAUCUGUAUCGGCAGCACAGCUAUUCAGAUCUGCUCUCCUGUCCCUUGGGAAGCAGUUUCAGAUAAACAUUUAUGGGCAUUGCUGGACUGGUGGUUACUUUGAGCCCACAAAAGCUCCCUUUCUGAAUUGUGCAGAGAAGUGUGUUCUAAAUGAAGCAUUUUGCUAUACCUAUUGAUCUAUGGCAAAUCCAGGUGAAAGUAAUUGGGGAGUUUAGAAAGAGCCACAUAGGCUAUGGUUGAUAUUUAAAACAAGCUGAUAGUGUUUUGUUAAGCAGUACAUCUUGUGCAUGCAAAAAUGAAUUCAACCCUCCCACCUGUUUCUUCAGCUAAUGGAAAACUUAAGGGAAGCUGAUACAGGAAGACAACUUGUUCCUUUCCAUCAGUUUUAUAAUAAACUGUUUAAUGUGAGGUUUCAGUAGCACCUUGUGUUGCCUCUUAAAUUAUGACGUGCACAGAUCUUUUCAAUGCAAUGCAUCUAAAGUUUUGAUACGUACAAUUUUUUUUGGUUGCGGUUGUUUAAGAAUCAUGGAUUUUAUUUUAUUUUUUUUUUGUAGCUCUUUGGCUAUUGUCCUUGUGUAUCCUGACAGCACCAUGUGUGUCAGCCCAUGUCAAUUAAAAUGGGUGAUUAUGAAAUGCCAGACUUCUAAAAUAAAUGUUUUGGAAUUCAAAGGGUAAAUAAAUGCUGCUUUGGGGAUAUUA
Cavia porcellus (domestic guinea pig) is the source of this 1818-nucleotide messenger RNA. It is a transcript of the gene Ywhah, whose product is annotated as tyrosine 3-monooxygenase/tryptophan 5-monooxygenase activation protein eta. The record is from RefSeq and is a predicted model, not a curated record. Gene Ontology annotation, biological process: intracellular protein localization; signal transduction. Bases 265 to 1026 code for a protein of 253 amino acids. The transcript has 2 exons. Lineage: Eukaryota; Metazoa; Chordata; Mammalia; Rodentia; Caviidae. Gene Ontology annotation, cellular component: cytoplasm.